This is a messenger RNA of Corticium candelabrum, 706 nucleotides long. RefSeq lists its product as uncharacterized. The record is from RefSeq and is a predicted model, not a curated record. NCBI's taxonomy places the organism in Eukaryota, Metazoa, Porifera, Homoscleromorpha, Homosclerophorida, Plakinidae. Bases 9 to 491 code for a protein of 160 amino acids. The transcript is spliced from 2 exons.
UAUAGCGAAUGGAGGUCUACAGAGCUGUUGUCUUCGUCUUGCUCUUCGUCUUCUCGACGCUUUCCGCAGGCGACGCUCUUGCCUAUGAAACUCCGAAAAAUGAGCUGAAUGUUGCUUCUGCCUCGAUGGGAGACACGUACUACGCAGUGUUAGUCAACCUUAUGUCGGGCUACUGGACGGACGUCUUCCAGUCUCCCGGCUGUUCACCGGUGCCGGUCUUCAUCGCCCGUUUGGCGCACGCGUGCGGGGUAAACAGUGAUGGAUUUAAAAACUUCUACUGCGAGUUUCUUUCCUUUGCGAGUCCAUCGUUGCAAGCAAGUUCUCCGUUUUGCGAGUCCAAGAGAAAGAGGAGAACACUCCAUCAGAAUACAUCUUCAUCUGAUAAACGAAAAAGGCGAUUUCGUAGAAGUACGACUAUAAGUCAGGAAUGCUGCGGAACAGGAAAUUACUGCCCAAUGACAGUCAUAGCCGACUACUGCCACGUCAAUUAGUAACGAAUCAAAAGUCACGUGAUUUGACUUUUGUCAAUAUUAGUAAUGAAAACUAUCACAAUGAGUGUUUAGCGUCUCGUCUUAAUCUACUUUCUACGUCUAGUUCUUCUGGUCUAAUUGCAUUGAAGAAAAUUAGCAAGAGUAGUUGAGCUUCACAUAAUGUACUAGCUGCAGUUGCGGUACUGGUUACAUGCAGUCAAUGAGAUUUACAAAGA